AUGCCACCUGCUCUCUUCGUACUCUCCCUCUUCUGGUUUACCAAAGGCCGUUUCUUAGUCCAAGACUCCGAAGGUGGGAAACUAAAUGAUCGUGAGAGUGAAUGCACGACUGAUCAACGUAUAGGUGUUCUCACUCAAGCCCUUCAGACCCCCGACCAUCCGGUACACAAACUCAUCGAGACGAAGAUCACGGAGAUCACGAAGAUCAAUGAGCAGAGCGCUGCUAUGGAUCUUGUGCGUGAUGAGAUCGCCAGGAUCGACGAGUUUUACAGAGCCAAAGCUGAGGAUCUUGCACUAGCUGCAAUGGCCAGAGCCACCGAGUACUACAAAGACAGUCUGGCCAAUGCUAAAAAGAGGAGUGUCGCGAACGAAGAGAAGAUGACGUCAAUCGAGGAUCGGUUGCAUGUCGUCCAACAGCAAGUGCAAGGCCAGCUCCCUGAGGCAAUCUGUAGGAAGAUCGCCAGCAUCAUCAACUCCAUGGCUAAGACCACAAUUGAGAAAGCCGACCAAGAGAGGUUUCGCAAGCUGGCAUCCACUACCAGCAACGCCGAUCACGAACUCUUGGAAGAGCUGCAAAACAAGGUCCUCGGCUACGAUGAGUCCCUCCAGGGCCUUGCAGGACUCCCAGCCGAGAUCAGCGAACUGAAGGUCGGAGUCAAGCAGCAGAUGGAUGAUCUUAGGUCUGCAAUCAGUGGACAAGACGAAAGCAUCGUCAAGCUUGUAGACACUCACACAUUACCAAGAGCACAGGGUACCGAUGCCGAAGUCUUGUCCAAGUUACAAGACAAAAUCGACAACCACGAUACACAGCUUCAAAGCUUCACUAAGAUGUCAAACGACCUGGGUGAAUUGGAGACCGAGGUCAAGACAUUUGCUAAGUCUCUCCGCCAGCUAAGCGCUGUUGUUAGCACCGUUCAGGCAAUGGAGAUUAGCCUUCAAAAACACGACGGUCAGAUCAUGGAACUGAAUGGCGCUUCAGCAAACGUCGAAACAUCUAUUAAGCAGCAUGAGCAGCUUGAGCAGAAAAUCGGACAGAUUGAGAAGAAUGUCAGCAGGGAGGCUUCAAGUCAUGAGAUCAUUCUGGCAAUGCAGGGUAAAAUAGAGAAAGUCGAGACAUCUCUUGCCGAGCUUGGCAGCGUCCGCUCGCAAGUCGGUGUGCUUGGUGAGCGUACUACAUCUUUUGAGGACAGGGUCGCUCAUCAAGAGGAGCUUCUCAAGCAACUCAAAGUCGCCGCGAAUGACGUCGAUAACAUGACCGCAAGGUCGAAGGCAUACGACGAUAUGCUCAACAAACUUCACACCAACGUGAACAAGUUAGCAGAAGACUUUGGAAGCAUCAAGGGGCUCGCAACGAUUAUUGAGAACCACGGGGAACAACUCGAAUAUUUUCAAAAAUGGGCAAACGAAGACAGCAAGGCCGUCAAAGAACUCGAGCGUAUCACUGUCAAUACUGCUGUCGAUAGCCCUCCAAGCGUUUCAGCCAGCACUGCUGCAGUACAUGUCCUGCCUGCGAGUGGUGCGCCCGCUAAGGAUCCUCAACAUCCCUCUCCCACAUCAGAAACCCAUGUUUUACAAGGAGAAGAUGUCUCUCAGACCUCAAUCCCAACGGAUCUUGCGGCCACUGCGACCAUCGAAGACCUCGAAGAUCCUCUAUCCACACCAGAAAACGAUGCAACACCAGCACCGAACGCACCGGCUCCGCUCCUCGUCUGGUCGAAGCUAUCCCACUCUGUCCCCUCCCCAUCAGCCGGUGACUCGAAUAGCCGCCUCCUGAAUCAGUACCCGGAUCCCUACACUUCCGGCAGUGACACGCUCGCUUCCAAGCCCAAUUCUCCCAGCCCACAGCCUCCUACCACAACUCCAGACGCGCACCUGACUCCUUCCUCGACCCAGACCUCGCCUCCGCAAGGCGAUGCAAGGACUUCCACGCCGACCUCUCCCGCCGCCACCCCAGCUGCGGCUUCGCUGCACGACGAGACGAUGAACAACCGGCCUGGGCACGACGAGACAGGAAUCCCCGAGCCGAGUGACGCGCUAGAAAAGCUCCUGGCUGACCUGGGAGAGGAGCGUGCAGACGGCGAUUUGGAAGUGGAUGUUGAGCACGCUGGAAACGGCUUGGAGGACGAGGAUACGUUUUAG
This is a messenger RNA of Ascochyta rabiei, 2139 nucleotides long. RefSeq lists its product as uncharacterized. The record is from RefSeq and is a predicted model, not a curated record. The transcript has a single exon. Lineage: Eukaryota; Fungi; Ascomycota; Dothideomycetes; Pleosporales; Didymellaceae. The coding region runs from base 1 to 2139 and encodes 712 amino acids.